Molecule: messenger RNA, 2058 nt
Organism: Archocentrus centrarchus (flier cichlid)
Lineage: Eukaryota; Metazoa; Chordata; Actinopteri; Cichliformes; Cichlidae
Gene: ptx4
Product: pentraxin 4, long
Exons: 4
Coding region: 34-2058 (674 amino acids)
Source: RefSeq, a predicted model, not a curated record
GCUGCAUCUAUCCCUGCUCCACUGCACUGCACCAUGGGCAGCCUCAGGGCAGGUCACUGGGUCCAGGUGGUGGUUUAUAUGCUUCUGUUGCAGCUUCAGACUGUAAAGGUGCAGGGAUUUGAUUCAGUUUCCCAGAAACUACAGCAACUCAAUGAACAGUUCCAGCAGUUCCAGGCUUUGACUCAUGCCCGUUUGAACAUGCUGGCCCUGAACCAGAACAAGAGCUCCUUCCAGGCGUUGCAGAGUCGUCUACAAACCCUGAAUGACCAUUACCAUCAUGUAUCACAGGACCUGGAACAUCUAAAGCACAGCGCAACGCAGGAGAUAGAGGGUCUCAGAGAGAGGAACAGGAAGCUUGAGAGGAAGAAUAAGCGGCUGGAGGGCCGAUUGACUUCAAUGGAAAGAAAGUUUAGGCAGAACUGCCACCAGACUCAAAAAGUGACAGCUGAACCUGAACAAGACUUCUCCAACCUCACCCUGGAGCUCCAGAGCCAAGAGGAGAGGCUGGCUGCUCUUCAAAUCCAGCGUGAUGAGUUGCUCAUUGGACUGAAGGGAUUGCUGGAAUCCCUGAAAAACCAGGCAACGCGUUUGACCCGACUGGAGGGCCGGCUCAGCAAAGUCCUGGAGGGGAAUGGAAGGCUGAAGGUGAGAGGGUUGUGGAGGGCGGGAGAGCCUGUUAGCUCCAACAUUACACCUCAGGAAUACUAUAGACCAUGCAGAAGAGGUCAACCAAGUAUAGGAGGAAAGUGUGGACGGAUUCUGGAAGUACAUACCCGACCCCGAUCAGAAGGUAGCAGCAAAAUAAAGACUGACAGUCAUCUUCAAAAUAAGCCACACCAACUCCAUGUAGCAAACCAGACUAAGCAUUCGAAAGCCCAGAAUGCAGAGUCGCAGCCACAGAUACAAGUCCAGAAAGGAAAUCCUAAAGCACAUCCUGACCCUUUCCAGCCCCAGUCCCAGUCCCAGGUCCAGACUCAGGCUCAGACACAGCCCUAUCCACUACAGAAUCAGCACCAGUUCUCCCACCAGACUUUUUCUCAUCAUCAGCGCCAGACUGAUUCCCAGGUACAGAAACCUGGGGAUCCUCAGAAAUCCCACAAACAGCCUUCUUGGAUGCUUCCCCAGGUUCCAACUUAUCAUAAACCAGAAGACAAACAGAACAGGACCAGGCUGAAGGCUCCACAGCCUCGGGCUUUACAUGUUUUCCCUAAGCCCAAACCUGAUACCUAUGAGCCAAGAGCUAGCAGGUGGGAUGAAGAAAAGGAAGACAUAAGUGACAUGGUGAUCCCUAACUUUCUGCAAAUCCCUGUCAGGCACAAGAUCCCAACACAGCCGAUUCCUAAGAGGGAUGCAACCAUUUGUAAUGUGGACUCCAUGUUGUUGUUCCCCUCGGCCUCAGCAGAAAACUAUGUCACCUUCUCCCCGACUCUACCAGAUCUCCCUGAACUCUCUGUGUGCCUGUGGCUUCGCGUCGAGGCCACACAUAUCGGCACACUGCUCUCUUAUGCCACAGAUGACAAUGACAAUCAGUUAGUUCUGUAUGGACACAGGUCCUUGUCUUCAUCUGCACCCUCCUCUGUUUUUUCAUCUUCCUCAUCCUCUUCCUCAUCCUCAACUUCUUCCUCACCCUCUCUGGACUUUGUCGUUGGAGACCCCGCCUACCGUCGUCUCCAGGUGUCUGCCCUUCUGGAUGCUCGCUGGCAUCACCUCUGUGUCGUUUGGUCCUCCAUUGAUGGUCGUUUCUGGCAUUACAAUAACCACCUCCUUGCCUCCUCAGGCUCUGACUUCAGGAAGGGUUGGGAAAUUCCUGGAGGUGGGGCUGUGGUGCUGGGACAGGAGCAGGAUUCUGUUGGUGGGGGAUUUGAUCCUGCAGAGGGUUUUGCUGGACAACUGGCGGGGUUUAGGUUAUGGAACCGUGUGCUGAGCCCAUCAGAGGUAGAAGGAGUGGCAGCAGGAAGAGGUGUGCCCAGAGGAGUGGUGCUUGGCAUGGAGGAUAUACAGGAGGUCCAUGGGGAAGUGCAUCAUGUGGCCUGUGACUGUUUAGAGUAUUGUGUCUGA